CGCUGCGGUGCGGUUUGGUGGCGGACAGGUGAGGUGAGGCAUGGCCGCCAGCGCCAGGGUGCCUGAUCUUGGCUCCGACUUUGCUCAGAAGAUGCUGCAGGACCUCCGCCGACGCCGCGAGAGGCUCGGCUUCGGCUCGCCGUCGGCGCAGCAGCAGCAGCAGCGCACGGCGUCCACCGCCGCCGCCACCGCCACCGCGUCUCGGGAUGCUUGCUCGAAUUCUCAGAGGCCAGCUCCCAGCCAGAGGCCGCAGCAGGCAGCUGCUGCCCCUCGAUCGACUAGGCCAGAAGCAACGACGACACCGAGACAACCCAGCACCAGCAAUGCCGUCCUUGCCAGCGCCGCCAGGCCACGGCGAGUGCGCCCUGUCGCCGCCGCCGACGCCGACGCGCGCGCCAUCGUGCCGUUCCAGGGAGGAGGAGGAGGCGCGGGCGGCGGCAAGCCGGAGCAUGCCGUCGUCGCGAGCGGUGUCGACGUGCAGAUGGCCGCGCUGGCCCUCGCGCUGAGCGACGGAGGGAAGCUCCGAAACAUCGAGGUCGUGGCGCGCAACGGCUCCGUCUUCUUCCGGCAGCCGGACGCGGCCCGUCUGGGCGUUGGCGGCGGCGGCGGCUACCUCCUGCCGCCGCCGCCUUCUGGAGGAGAUACAGGCGCGCACGCUGGCGAAGUGGCGAUCGGGGUGCAGGACCUGAACGACAUGCUCAUGGCCGCGUAUUCUUCCGGUGGGAGGAGGAGGCCCGACGACGAGGCCCGGAAGAAGCUCUUCAGAGGGUCCAUGGACAUGGAGGAGGCGCUGAGCAUGCUGGUCAUGCUCCAGGACGCCUCCAGGUACAUGGAAGGGUCCGGGAGCGGGCUCAAGGGGAAGGAGAACCGCAAGAGCUCGCCGGCGGCGCGCUCCGCCAGGAUCGAGGAGAUCGUCGACGAAGAUUCUGAUGCUGAGCACGGCAAACAUGCUUCCAUGCAGAUGGUUGUCCACGACAAAUUUCAGAGCCAUGAGAGUGCAGACAGUAGGUCAGUUAUUCAGUCUAGUCCAGGCAGCUCCAAGAUCAACAGUGCUUCUGGAGGUGAAAAGGAUGGCUCAAAAGUGAGGAUGCCCAGCGUGAUCGCCAAGCUGAUGGGGCUGGAGAACCUGCCGUCGUCGACGACGACGACGACCGCCGCGGAGCGCAAGGGGACGGAGAGGUUUGUGAAACCCGGAGCCGCGGCGCCAAGAAUGGAGGUCAGAGGAAACGCGAUGGACCGCAAAUUGCCGAUACGGAUCAUCGCUUCAGAGAAGGGGCAGCACAAGAUUGUGUUGGCAGGGGAGUGGAAGAAUGGCAUGACAAACUUUGGGGAGUCUGAAAUGGGUGCUGCUGCACUGUCGAACAGUUCAUCACACCCUGCAACUGGUAAUAGCAAGCAAGGAAGGCUAACCAUGAGGGAGGUGCUGAGAAAGAUGGUGGCAGCAGAGAGAGGAGCCGAUGAAAGACAGGUAGCUGAUGAGAGGAUCAUCCAUGAGGACAAGACUGCUGCCGAAGAAAUCAAGCUGCAGAACUCCGUCGAUGUCGGGUGCCGUGCCGAUUCGGGUAAGAGGAUGGAUUUUCUGAAAAGAUUCAGGAAGAAUUCAGACAACAGACCUGUCAAGGAAGAGAAGCAGACUGCUCAAGUGAAGAAGGCAGAAGUUGGAAAGAAGCAGGCCACUGGCAUGAGACGGUUGCUGGGGAGAGACGGCGAGGCGAAAUCGAGGAAGGCGAGGGAGAAGGUUAACAAGGAGAACCUUGCCACUGCAGAAACCAAGGCUGCAGGAAAGAAUGUGAAGGCUGAUCAGAUGAGAAAGCAAGCACAGAGUAAACAUGUAGAGAGACAGAUCACGGCGAGGAAACCACAGAAUCGCCGGGAAACACAGAGGGAAACGCCUAGCCGGAAGACUGAAAACAAGAAGUCGGUGAUGUCAGAAGCAGGACAUAUGAGAAAGAAGCCUGAGUACAAUCUAGUGACACAACAGGAUAAUGAAGAACAUGCAAAAGAACAUGACAGUUUUAGCAAACCAGCAGAUAGCACACAUGGCGAAGGCGGUUUGUCGGAACCAUUGGCGAUUGUAGUGAGAGGCAGCAGCAUAGCCGGGGCAGCUUCCUUGGACCAACCAUUACAGAAAAUAACUGAAGGGUCUACUGAGAAAGCAACUGAAACACCGAGGGAACCGCAGAAUUGUCGGGGAAAGCAGAGCGAAACACCGAGCCGGAAGUUGGAAAACAAGAAGUUAUCGUUGUCAGAAGCAGGACAUAUGAGAAAGAAGCUUGACACUGUAGUGGCACAACAGGAGAAUGAAGUAGAUGCAAAUGUAAAUUGUACUAUCAGUUCUAGCAAACCAGCAGAUAGCACGAAAGGCGAAGGCGGUUUGUCGGAACCAUCGACAAUGGUAGUGAGAGACAGCACCACAGCCGAAGCAGCUUCUUUGGACAAACCUUUGCAGAAAAUAACUGAAGGAACUAGUGAUCCUACAGUUCCUGCUGAGAGUGUUGUACAGGCAAGUGAGGAUUUGAAGUUCUUGGAUCAGAGCGCAGUUGCUGAGAUAGAUGAUGAAAGAAUGAACCACACACCGAGUGAGACUACACAGAUACCUGAAAUAUUUGCCGAGGAAGAACAACAACAAGAGCAAGAAAUGAUAGUGAAAGAGCAACUAACCGAGGAUUUGAAGUUCUUGAAUCAGAGUACGAUUCCUGAGACAAAUGAUGAACAGAUCAACCACACACCUGAUGAGGCGACAGAAUUACCUGAAACAUUUGCCGAGGAAGAACAACAGCAGCAACAACAAGAACGAGACCAACAAAUGAUAGUGAUACCGGAAACUUUUUCCGAGAUGGAGGAACAACAGCAACAAAUGAUAGUGAAAGAGCAACUAACGGACGGCUCGGAUCACACCACAGGGUCCAUCAGUUCUGAAAAUUUGCAGCAGGAUCAGGAGACGCAUGUCGUUACAUGCGAUUCUUUGACAGAGAACCAGCUGCUGCUCAUGAGACUGCUGGUAAAGGAUCGGUACUUGCUCGAAACCGCAAAGUCGAUCGUCAGAGUUGAUGCCCCCGUCAGUUUCAUGGACGACGUCGCCAGCGCGCCGAACUGGUCGGACAAGGGCAACGAACUCCUCUCCGACGUGGCCCGGGAGGUGACCAGAAGGAAAGGCAAACGGAGCGAGGCCAUGGAGGAGGUCAGCGUGGCGCGCGGCACCAACCCGAGGCUGCGAUACCUCGACGACCUUGUCAGAGAGCUCGACGGCGACGUCGAGAGCCUGGACAUGUCCAAGUCCAAGAGUGCUCGGCAUCAGGGCGACAAUGGCGCGGCCGAGAACCUGCGUAGGAUACUCGAGGGUGACAUUCAGAAUGAGCACCCCGACGCCAACUCGACGUGGGAUUUCGGGUGGAACCGCGUGUGGGAGCUGCCGUUGGAGAAGGCCGACGUCGUCAGGGAUCUGGAGAAGAACAUACUGGGCGGCAUCAUCACCGACGUGGCGAGGGAUCUCAUCGGAGUAUCGGUGCGGCAUGGCUGUUGUCCCUGCGUGGCUUGAGUGGAGCGGUGGAGGUGGAGUGCGGCAGCAGGAGAUGAGACUUUUAGAAUGGUCAAGCUCACUGGGUUAGGAUAAUUUUUUGAUCUGCACCACGUGUAUUCGCUGUAAGUAAUUGCUGUGAGGUUUCAGUGUAUAAAGAAAUGUUUGUGUGCUCGUGUA
Hordeum vulgare subsp. vulgare (domesticated barley) is the source of this 3697-nucleotide messenger RNA. RefSeq lists its product as uncharacterized. The coding region runs from base 41 to 3538 and encodes 1165 amino acids. The record is from RefSeq and is a predicted model, not a curated record. Lineage: Eukaryota; Viridiplantae; Streptophyta; Magnoliopsida; Poales; Poaceae. The transcript has 5 exons.